Molecule: messenger RNA, 5750 nt
Organism: Rhineura floridana
Lineage: Eukaryota; Metazoa; Chordata; Lepidosauria; Squamata; Rhineuridae
Gene: GALNT12
Product: polypeptide N-acetylgalactosaminyltransferase 12
Exons: 10
Coding region: 358-2127 (589 amino acids)
Cellular component (GO): Golgi apparatus
Source: RefSeq, a predicted model, not a curated record
ACUACUGAAAAUAACUUAGCUGGCCUUGGGUAUUAGGACAUCACCCACCAGGCUCAAAAAGCCCACUACUCUUCAUUUUCUCCUCUUUGACCCUCGUUCCGGGGUGAGUGACACAAGAGAUCACCCAAAGUGCCGCAGCUGUUAAGAAGCCGUUGCUAGCCCCGCCGCGGCACAAUCAAAGUUCUGGAAUGGGCAGCCAGGAAGGAGAGCCGUUUCCCUGCUUACACUACCCAAGGCGGGGCGGGGCUGUCCCUCCUUCUGUGCCUGAGUUUUCCGCCUUCAGUCCCGCCUCCCGGCCCUACUCGAUGUUCUCCAGUGGGCAUUUCCUGGAGCUGGAGAGUUUCUGUCCCAUUUGGGAUGCGGCGCCGUCGGCAGGUGCGGGUGCUUCGAGGAAGUGGGCCGCUAGCGGUGGCGGUGACCCUGCUGGUAGGGCUGGGGGCGCUGGGCUUCCUGUUGCUAUGGCAACGGGCUCCUCCGGGCUCCGAGCCCAGCGAAGCGGGAGGAGGAGGAGCGCUCCCGUCACUGCCCCCCGAGUUAGCCCAGCGGCGGCUCCGCAAACCAGUGUACGACAAGCCGCCGCUGGGCAGGGAGACGGAGCUGGGUGAGUUGGGCCGGCCCGCGCGGUUGGAGCUGAACAAGGCCGAGCAACGCCGCCAAGAGGAGAGCAUCCGGCUGCACCAGAUUAACAUCUACUUCAGCGACCGCAUCUCUCUUCACCGCCGCCUGCCCGAACGUCGCAACCCUCUAUGCAAAGAGAAGAAAUAUGAUUAUUAUAACCUGCCAAAGACUUCUGUUAUAAUAGCUUUUUAUAAUGAGGCUUGGUCGACACUUCUCAGAACAGUUCAUAGUGUUCUUGAGACAUCUCCUGACAUCCUUCUAGAAGAAAUCAUCCUUGUAGAUGAUUACAGUGAUAAAAAACACUUAAAGGAGGCAUUGGAAAACUAUGUGGCUAACUUGCACAAGGUACGGCUUAUCCGGGCAAACAAGAGAGAAGGACUGGUUCGAGCAAGACUGCUAGGAGCUUCUAUAGCAAAGGGGGAAGUUCUAACAUUUCUUGAUUGCCAUUGUGAGUGCCAUGAAGAAUGGCUUGAACCAUUGUUAGAAAGAAUUAAAGAAGAGCCAUCAGCUGUUGUCUGCCCUGUGAUUGAUGUGAUUGACUGGAACACUUUUGAAUAUUUGGGAAAUGCUGGGGAGCCACAGAUUGGCGGGUUUGACUGGAGACUGGUCUUCACUUGGCAUGUAGUGCCAGAGAGGGAGCAAAAACAGAGGAGAUCCAAGGCUGAUGUCAUCAGGUCUCCAACUAUGGCUGGUGGACUCUUUGCAGUCAGUAAGAAUUACUUUAGCUAUCUUGGCUCUUAUGACACAGGAAUGGAAGUCUGGGGAGGGGAAAACCUUGAAUUUUCAUUUCGGAUCUGGCAGUGUGGAGGAAGUCUUGAGAUCCAUCCUUGUUCUCAUGUGGGGCAUGUUUUCCCAAAGCAAGCUCCCUAUUCACGGGCAAAGGCUUUAGCUAACUCUGUCCGUGCUGCAGAAGUAUGGAUGGAUUCAUACAAAGAGCUGUAUUACCACAGAAAUCCACAUGCACGCAUGGAGCCUUAUGGAGAUGUGACAGAAAGAAGAUUGCUUCGAGAGAAGCUGAAAUGCAAGGAUUUCAGAUGGUACUUGGAGAAUAUUUACCCAGAACUCCAUGUGCCAGAGGAUAGGCCUGGCUUUUUUGGGAUGCUGAAGAACAGAGGGAUGGCAAAUUAUUGUUUUGAUUAUAAUCCUCCCAGUGAGCAUGAAAUAACAGGACACACAGUCAUAUUAUAUCCUUGUCAUGGUAUGGGACAAAAUCAGUUUUUUGAAUACACCACCCACAAUGAAAUACGCUACAAUACACGGCAUCCUGAAGCCUGUGCAGCUGUUGAUACAGGAACUGAUUAUUUGAAAAUGUACUUGUGCCAAGACAAUAACCAAAAAAUUCCUGAAAAUCAGAAAUUUGUCCUCAGAGAGGAUGGAACUUUAAUCCAUAUGCAGACCAAGAAGUGUUUACAGGCAGAAUCAAAUGCUUACAAUGGCAAUCCAGCACCUGUUUUACGGCUGUGUUCCAAUUCAGAAUACCAGAAAUGGUUUUUCAAAGAAAGGAGCUGAUACGCAAGUCCCCUAUUUCGUGGAUGAUCAAGAAAAUCAUUGGAAAUGAAGAAAGAAAAUUUUAACUAUUCUUUUAUAUGGAGAAGAGAUGUACAUUUCCUUUUCUUCUAUUUUUCUGGAAUACUAGAGGCAUUGAAACGUAUAUUUAAUGGUUACAGAUUUCCCUACAAAGGAAUCUCUACCUUAUUUGGCAGCUAUAUGACUUCUCCAAAAUGUAUCCUCAUCCCCCCCCCCCCCAAAAAAAAGACCAUAUAUUUUUAUAAGCCUGUUAGGCAUGAUAAUGAAAUGCAAGUGAUUGCACUUACAUUUGAAAACUUUUUUUUUUAACUAAAACUUUCUGCAGUGGUGCCUUUCUAAGAUUUGUUAAAACAGGCCAAACUUUUCUGUGAAAUGUGUGACUACAGCAGAUUCCAUAUAGAUUUGUUUUUGUCUGUAUCUGGCAUCUUAAGACUGAGUAGCAAACGUGGUGACCUCCAGAUAAUGUUGGACUCCAGCUCCCAUCAGCCCCCCUGUUGAAAGAUUAUGAGUAGUUGUAGUCCAACAGCAGCUGGAGGACACCAUGAUAGCUUUCUCUGGCUUAUGCUGCGGUACAUUUGCUCAAACACUGGAAAAACAGACAGUACAUACUGGAAAUUAUUGUGAAUAUAAGUAAUCAUAAUAUCAUAAAAUAUCAAAUGAUUGUGCUGUGUCAUGACAUAUUAGGCUAAAAUAACUAAUUAGAUUCCUAAUUAGUUAUUUUAAUUGGCCUUUUUAAACAAAUAAUUUUAAAUUUUAUAUCAGCAGAAAUACUGAACUAGUUGUAAUUUCUGGAAUCUGGAAACAUUAGCGUAGAAAAAAGAAUUGGCAGGAGCAGAUGUACCAAGGAGCAAACUACCUGUUAAACAUGACUGCAGGGUAACAAAGCCCUGACAGCCCUUUCUCUGUAGCAAAGGCAAAGCACAUUCAGGAGGGGCAGUUGGCAGCAUAGAGGGAAAAGGGAACAGUUAACUUUUUCUUGCUAGUCACUGUUCUUUUGAAGCUUCCCCUUCCAAUCUGCUUUUAGUAUUCUGAACCUGCAUUUACCUCACAAACACAGGUCUAGAACCUGUGGGUACAAAGGCAGCUGCAGAGGGGGGUAUUUCAGGAGGACAGCAGCUGGCAGGAGAUGGGUUAAGCAUUCCAUUUCUUCCUGACCUUUCCCCAAUGUAGAUCACCCUUUCUGAAGCUGUUUUGCAAUGGCAAAGUAGAUGCUGGGCUUUGUUUCAUGUUUGUGAUAUAAUGGAUGGUUUGUCCCUAAUAAUUAAUAAGGCAACCAAGGCUUUAGUUCAGUUUUAAAGCAAUAAUUUUAAAAUAAUUUAACACUUUAGUUUAUAGACUUUUAAACAUUCAACUCACACUUAGAGGAGACCCACUGAAAUCAACGGAUCUAAGAAAUACAUUGAUAUUAAUGGGUUUCCUCUGAGUAUGAUUUAAUUGAAUAUCACCCAGGGUACUGGUAUUUAAAGAAUCACUCAAACAAAACUACCUCAAAAAAUUAUUAAACUGAAGAUUAAGCUUAUGACACUCCUGUGCCUUUUUAAUAUGAUAAUGUUCCAUUUAAAAAGCAGGAUAAUGUCCUGUGCUCUGUCAGCAUGUAGCCAUUGACUUCAAUAAAGCAAACAUUUCAUAUAUACCAGAGGAUACCAGCAUACUAACAUAAGAGUUCGUAUACCAGAACAGGCAGUUGGUACUGUAUUAAAAAUAAAAUUCUGUAACCUGUUUUCAUCACAGGUACUUUACCAUGGAGAAGAAAUGCUAACUCUGCAGUGUUUGGCACUUCAGUACAAAGGGAUUUCUCCCUGUUUUGGACCAUUAAUUUGUCAAAUUUUGUGUUCUUGACUGUUCCACUGAGGGCAUAACAGACCUUCAAGCCAUAAAGUGUUAAUGUUCCACUUGAUCUGAUAACCCUACUUAUCUGCAUGACAGAAAAUAUGAGGUGUAAUAUUGGUGUGAGGGAUGCUGCACAGUAUUUGUAUUUUCUUUCAGAUUGUUCCUAUAUUUCUGAUUGUGUGAUUAAACAAACAGUUGAUGCUAGAAGAUGGUAGGUUUUCUUGCAGCAACCUCACUUGAAAUAAGUUGAGAGUGAGUGUAGAGGAUAUAGCAUAAUCAAAAACCAUUCUUAUUUAAUGUUCAAUCACCAGCCAUAGAACGUCUCAAGAACAACAAAAAUGAAUGCAUUGUCAAUUUUCACAGAUCAAGCUCUCUCAUUUCAUACCUGUUUGUAAUUCAGCUGGAGUUGGACAUCUUCAUCAGUGUCUCAGGAUAGUCUAUAGCAAUGUCAGUAUGGAGUCCCCCCCAAGAAUGUAUAUCAGUAUAUUAUAAAACAAUACAUAAUACAUGAAAAAACAAACAAGUAUAGAGUUAUGACUAAACAGAAUAAUAAUGUUUCUCUUGUAUCCUUGGGGCAGACAUAGUCAUAUACAGAUGUAACACUAUGAUCCUAGUGAAAGAUGUUCAGAAGUACCAUUCUCCAGCCUUAAUCUCUACCUUCUUGUGGGUAAUUCUCCCUGCUUCCUAAACCAUGGCUAAGCAGUUCAUAAGCAUUGCCAACUGCAGUUAAAGCCAGGCUUUCCCUUACAUUAGGAACUGAAACCAUCGUUUAAAGUGGACUUCAGCUCAUACAUUUAGGAAGAUUGUGAGUUUACAAUAGCUACUGCCAACUGGUUGCUUAAAUACAUUGCUCUGGGGCGGGAAAUUGUGUUCUUGAUACUGGCUUCUGAUUUGUUAGUUAGCCUGCAUGACAUCACCAGUCCCUGGUCUUUGUUGAGCAGAUCAGAGUAGAAGAAGGGCAGACAAGUAAAUUUAGGUUUGACAAUUACAUGGAAACAUCAAAACCAGAGCUUGGAAAAGUUACUUUUUUGAACUACAACUCCCAUCAGCCCCAGCCAGCGGCCACUGGAUUGGGCUGAUGGGAGUUGUAGUUCAAAAAAGUAACUUUUCCAAGCUCUGAUCAAAACAUAGCAUGGAUGGCAUCUGAAGCAAUGUUGCAAACCUGGGAAAGGAGUGAGACAGUAAAAUCUGGGUUAACUGAUAGCAUUGUUCUUGCAGUGCCAAGAAUGGGUCAUUUUUGUUACUUUUCAGAUCAGGCAAAUGGUCUAUAAUUCUGGCCCAUAUAACGGUCUCUUGACAUUCAUCAGCAAGAAAACCUGCGCUGUGAAAUUAAAUAGGGUAGUAUUCAAUGUUAGUCCUACUCAGAAUAGACCCAUUGAAGUUAAUAGACAUGAUUUUUAAUAGGUUCAUUAAUUUCAAUCAGUCUACUCUGAAUAGGACUUUGUUGAAAACAGCCCUCUGUUCUUGGAGGUGGCUUCUUCCUAAGUGCCUUAAUAGUUAAAACAGUCUUAUUCUAUUUGAUAUAUUGGGAGGGUUUUUUCACCUUAUACUUUUAUUUCUGUUAUCACAUGGCUGCUAAAACAAUUAAAAAGUAUGAUUGAUAUUGUUUAGGAACUUUAUAAAUAUUAGUGAGACUGUGCUUUGUAAUGGUUAGAUAUCCCUGUUUUUCUAGGAAUGUGGACAAUCGUAUAAGUGGGAGAUAAGAAUCUGAAGAGUUAUGUGAUUAAUGUAACCAACACAAAAGCCAAUAAAAUGUUUGUUGAUUUAUAGUUCAA